CAUCUAUGGGGCGGCUAUGGAGCAGUUAUGGGGCGGCCAUGGGGCACUUAUGGGGCAGCCCCACAGGCGCAGUUUGAGACGCCCUACGUGGUGCGGCUGCACAACUUCCACCAGCUGGCGGCGCCGCAGCCCUGCUUCACCUUCCAGCACCCCAAGCCAGAGCCCUCAGAGGACAACAGCCGGUACCGGCGGCUCUCGUUCCCGGUGCCAGUGACCACGGCCCUGCACGGCUUCGCCGGCUACUUUGAGACCGUGCUCUAUGGAGACGUCACCCUCAGUAUCCGCCCUGAGACGCACUCACCUGGGAUGUUCUCCUGGUUCCCCAUCUUCUUCCCUUUGAAGCAGCCAAUGGCGGUGCAGGCAGGGCAGACGGUGGUGCUGUCGUUCUGGCGCCGUGCGGCCCCACAGAAGGUUUGGUACGAGUGGGCCGUGACCGAGCCGGCCUGCUCUGCCCUGCACAACCCAGCAGGCCGCUCCUACACCAUCGGACUGUGAGCAAUAAAGACUCAGCAACCGCG
This is a messenger RNA of Lagopus leucura (white-tailed ptarmigan), 518 nucleotides long. Its product is annotated as protein arginine N-methyltransferase 5-like. NCBI's taxonomy places the organism in Eukaryota, Metazoa, Chordata, Aves, Galliformes, Phasianidae. Bases 28 to 495 code for a protein of 155 amino acids. The transcript has 4 exons. Gene Ontology annotation, biological process: regulation of DNA-templated transcription. The record is from RefSeq and is a predicted model, not a curated record. Gene Ontology annotation, cellular component: nucleus; cytosol.